GGCUGCAGUCCGAUACAGUGUCUUCCGGAAGGCCGUAGUGCCGGAAGACCUGCUGGAGUGGCGCCUCGACGACUUGUACAGCAAAGGGAAAACCGGGAAAGGGAAUGGGUCGGAUCACAGAAUGACUGUGUUGCCGUCUGACCGAGGGAGGUCUGUGAGGAAGUCAAUGGUGAUCUGAGUCCAAAGCCGCUGAGCCACUGGCAGAGAGUGCCGCUUACCUGUACCAGUACUUAUCCUUUGGGGUAAACGGGCCGACCUUGGAUACGUAGAUUUUCCUUGUGGGGCAGCCAGCAAAGAACAAGGUCUGGUGAGGGUUGAGGCAUUUCCCUUCCCGGGUGUACUUCAAGUUCCUGUGGUCUGUCAGCCUUGUGAAGGGCUCUUUAGUACCUUUCAGUACCCUCGAGCUAGUGUCGCCCAACCAGGAUGUAAUCUAUAAAGACGAUCACAUGUCGCCCAACCAUGUCCCGAAAUACCCCGUCUAAUAAAACAUUGGUUGAAGUAAAGUACAAGUACUUUAAGGAAAAAGUACAGUUCAUGACAGAUGGCUAUGCUCCAUUCCUCUCACUGUCCUCCCGGGAGACACUGUUCCACAGGUCCAGCGAUGACACCGACUUGCCCGGACCAGGGCAGUAUAACAGCUACCAAGGCAAGGGUCACAUUGUGGGAGGACAAAGUCUCCGGAAUCGUUCAAAGCGGUUCGAUGAGAUGGUGUCGGAGGUCCCGGGGCCUGGAACGUACAACAUCCGACCAGCUGGCGACACUCCUGGCAGUGCUGAGGUCCAGCCUCCGGGGAAGAGAGGCACAAAACUGGGACUUCACAGAGGGCAUACACACCUGAAGUUCCUGCCGCAGCCAGACAUCCCAUCAAUCCCUUCCCCAGGACAGGCCUUUGGCUAUGAAGAUAACGGACAGGGGUUUCUCUGCAAGAAAAAGCCAGACGAAAAGGAUGACUCAUUAGGACCUGCUUUUUACAACCCGCUAUUGGCAAAAUCCAGCGCCUGUCAGAAGUACAAAGGCGUCCAUUUUGGAAAGAUGACUGGGAAGCGAGUAGAGCUGAAGGUGGUUGAGGGUCCUGGACCAGGCCAGUAUGACCACGAUGCGUAUUUCAAGGCUGUGUACGAGAAUGUCAAUAUGAGGAAUGGGCAGGGGAGUCGGUCAGAGCUGGUUGUCCCGCGCUACCAUGAGAUUGUCCCCUUGCAAGAGAAGAAGAAGGGAGUGCCUGGUCCUGGCCAGUACCACAUCAGGAGCCAGUUUGAGAAGCCGAUCAACCCGUACGGGAGUCUAGUGCUAAGCCCUCCAUUCCUCUCUCAGACAGAGCGGUUCGUUGCUGUAAAGGAGCAGGCCCCUCCAGUAGGCAUAUACAACGAUCCGCGCUGUGCCCUGGAGAUCCUCAAGAAGACCACAGGAAUGAAGAGAAGCCCGUUUGGCCUGACCGCCGUGCGAUUCUUCCCUGACAGCCACAAACAGUGCACUCCAGGUCCCGGUGCCUACAACAUGUUUGAGUAUGGCCUGGCGCAGGACAGCGUGAAAAAGGCUCACCUGGAGAGCACCAGGAAGGCUGGCUUCGGCUCGACUGUCCAGCGCUGUCUGGCGCUCCACAGUAAGGAGGAGGUGAAUGUCCCCGGGCCCGGGCAGUACAAGGUAGAGGAGACGACGGAGCAGCUGUACAAGAAGCAGCCAACGGCUGCGUUUAAGUCUGGCAUCGGACGACUCGCCGUGUCCCUGGUGGCCAAAGACAGCCCUGCUCCCAACAUCUAUAACGUGCGGGACUCCUUUGAGAAGGCUUACGGCCGUGCCUCCUUCACAGAACCCAGGAGCGAGAGUGCCAGGAAACGCCAGAGCUCCUUCCUGAGCGCCUCACAAAGAGACUCUCCUUUCCUGCCCUGCGAUCCGGACGCCCCAGGACCGGGUCAGUAUAGUCCUGACGUAAAGUCCAAUCCCCAGAUGGCUCUGAUUGUGUCCAGGGAGGAUCGCUUCAAAUGUUCCAAGAACACCAACCCUGGUCCUGGCACCUAUGAGCUCAGUCAGGCGUUGAUGGACACAGUUCUGAAGGGAACGUUCAACGUAACCCUCAACAUUCCGCGGAGGGACCGCGCCCCAACCCAUCGCCCAUCAAGCCCUGUGCCGCCCCCGCUUGCCAUCAACAUUCCAAUGCCUGGAGGAGAAUGUGAGGUUAGGGGCAGCAUUCAGGAGGAGACCGUGAACUAAUCUGAUGUUUCGGCAUUGGCUAAAAUCAUAAACUAAAUAGAUGCUCCAGGAAUAAAGCUGUUUCUUUUGCAUUA
This is a messenger RNA of Esox lucius (northern pike), 2282 nucleotides long. RefSeq names its product sperm-tail PG-rich repeat containing 2 (gene stpg2). The record is from RefSeq and is a predicted model, not a curated record. Bases 460 to 2208 code for a protein of 582 amino acids. The transcript is spliced from 15 exons. Lineage: Eukaryota; Metazoa; Chordata; Actinopteri; Esociformes; Esocidae.